Messenger RNA from Aspergillus campestris IBT 28561, 403 nucleotides. RefSeq names its product ATP synthase subunit epsilon family protein. The coding region runs from base 16 to 240 and encodes 74 amino acids. Gene Ontology annotation, cellular component: mitochondrial inner membrane. The record is from RefSeq and is a predicted model, not a curated record. Gene Ontology annotation, biological process: proton motive force-driven mitochondrial ATP synthesis. The transcript is spliced from 3 exons. Gene Ontology annotation, molecular function: proton-transporting ATP synthase activity, rotational mechanism. NCBI's taxonomy places the organism in Eukaryota, Fungi, Ascomycota, Eurotiomycetes, Eurotiales, Aspergillaceae.
UCACACACCGUCAAAAUGGUUGCCGCCUGGAAAUCCGCUGGUUUGACCUACAACCGCUACCUGGCCGUUGCCGCCCAGGCUGUUCGCCGAUCUCUCAAGGAGGGCCCCCGUGUCGCUGCUGAGCGCCGUGGCCUGAUGGAGCUGCGUUUUGCCAAGUGGGAGAACGGCAAGCAGGGCGAAUUCAAGAAUCUUGGCCAGGCCAACAACGAGGCCAUGGCCGCCAACUCCGGGUCGAAAUAAACGCCUCUUUCCUCGAAACCACUUGUUGCGAUGAUAUAAGGUGUAUUGUGGGAGAAGGCAGGGUCCACGGGGGAAGUGUUGUCUGUUGGUAGAGAACUGGAUCCUCUGUAGCAUAUUUGAGCCCGUUGACCAAGUUAAAUAGAGAAGGCUUUUUCCUCCCUAA